AUGACCAAUGCUCUAUUCGAUCAAGAUGCAAAUAAUCAACGAAUUAUGGUGAUAUCUGGUAUGGGAGGCAGUGGCAAGACGCAACUGCCUGACGCAUUUAGGUUCCGUCAUAUUCUAUUUCUGGAUGCUAGCUCCGAAACUAGUAUUCGACAUAGUAUAGGUCAACGAGUUCGUUCUUUAGGACAUGCGUAUGCACGCAAGACCGCCGAAGAAGCUUUACAAGUGCUGUCUGAGCCAGAUGAAGAAAUAUCAACCAACUGGGCAAUCAUUUUCGACAACUGCGACAACCUGAAGAUCGACAUCUCUUCUUUCUUUCCACAAUGCGAUCAUGGAUUCAUUAUUAUCACUACUCGUAAUCCCCAGCUCGGCUCUUUAUCGCCCGGUGCACACGUUGCAGUCGGUGUCAUGUCGCCCGAAGAGGGUAACCUCGCAUUACUUAAAUCGGCACUUGGAGAAUCCCGACCCACCGAAAGUGAGAUCGGACAUGCUUUAGCGAUAGCCAAAGGAUUGGAAUACUUGCCCGUGGCACUCAUCCAAGCUGGAUCGUUUAUCAAGCGUCAACGAUGCUUACAUAACUAUCUCGACAAGCUCAAGAGGAAUCGAUCCAAUAUUCUCCAACGAAAGGCGAUGGGACAACGGGACCGGCAUUAUCAUUGUGUCUAUGACACCUUAGAGGUCACUUAUCCAGAGCUAACGAGACAAUGUCAAAUGUUCCUAGGUCUUCUAUCUUUCGUCAACUAUAGUGGAUUCUCGUUGACAUUGGUUCAUCGAGCGGCAAGAAACGGCUUUCGAUUCGAGCCGGCUGAUCUACUGGACCGUGGUGCGCAAUUCGAAGAAGCAAUCCGAACAUUACAUGAAAUAUUGAUCCCAGGAGCGGUAUGGGACGAGCAAUUUCUGGACGAUCUCGUAGAAGAGUUAGAACAAUACUCCCUCAUAACUCGAGUGGACGUUUACAACCAACCGACGCUACGAAUGCAUUGUCUGGUAAAUGCAUGGGCUUAUGAUCGGCUCUCAGAUCGGGAUAGAGACAAAUACCGCUCUGCUAUAGUUCGCCUGUUGAUUAGCGCAACCAGUGAAGAUAACCAAGACAUGUACGAAUUUUUGAUUCCUCAUCUAGAUGAGAUAUCCUCUAUAUGGGGAUCUUUACAUGUGAAUGACCGAUUCGGUCUGGUCAAGGUGCUAUUCCAUGCCAGAAGGAUCGAUGAUAGCGUACCACUUGCCGAAAAUAUUUCUCAAGAAGUCAUCGAGAGGGAUGGUCAAAGGACAUUUCGUACUAUCCCAGCUUUCCUCCUACUAUCAGAAAUCUAUUGGAAUAAUCCAGAGGAGACACUAUUUAGAAAAGCUUUUCCUAUGGAUAUAGAGACUGUCAAUAUUCUUUCAGAGCUAGUCCCCGAGCACCACCCACUCGUCUUAAAAACCUAUGCUCAGCUAGCCAAACAAUUUUUCUUAUCGGGCCAUCACAAAGAAGCCGAGGUCGCCCAAAGGGAGAUACUGGGAGCACUAGAGAAUUUCACAGAGGUAGAUGUCGAGUUAUCUCUACAGGUCAUGAAAGACCUAGCGAUGACAUGCGCUAAUGAUCAAGUACAAAAGUACGAAGAAGCGAUGGAACUGUCGAUAAUGAUCUUGAAGAAACGCAUGGAGAUCAAUGGUAAGGAUCAUUGGAAAACAGUUGUUGCCGGGCAAGAGUUGGCUGCCUUCUACUUUAUGGCAUUUAUAAGGGACGUGGAGAAUUUCUAUAAACAUGGCAAGCUUCGCAAUCCUGAAACGAUCAAGGAGGCAAUCACUCUCUUCGAAGAUAUAGUGCAAAGAAAGGAGGUACUCCGUGGACCUAAGCAUCCGGACACCCUGGAAGUAAAGCUAGCACUGGGAAUGGCCUAUGCACGAGCUGGAUCCGUUGAGGCCACUUUACUAUUGAAGGAAUUAAUCGAAAUAAUGACUGAUCUGCAUGGCUCCAAAGAUCCAAGAGUCAUUGGUUUGAAAGAGCAUUUGUGGUGUGCCCUCACCCAAGGACAGAAUCCGCAGGAUCUACUGCAUAUUGUGGUCCAUAAAGUUGGACGGAUUGCCGAUGGGGUUGAAGAAGGGGAAGAUCCACUAAAAGACUAUAUGCAGGCGGUGAGAGCCGAGCUCUUCAAAGCCAAAUGUAACGAAGCCGAGGUCCUUCAGCUCUCGAGGGAGAUCCUGGCUUCCAAACAGGAAGUUUUGGGACCCAAACAUCCGGAGACAAUCGAAUUCUCAAGAGGCUUGACUUUCUUAUUCUCCUUACUCUCACGACAUGAAGAGGCAAUCGGCCUAUGGGGUGGGGUGGUCAAAAAUUUUGGGCCAAAUGACCCAAACAGGGAGGACGCACAGGCAUUUUUAGAGGUGAUUGAAGCGAUCAAGGAUAAGGACGAGGAGGCUUAA
This is a messenger RNA of Acaulospora colombiana, 2400 nucleotides long. Lineage: Eukaryota; Fungi; Glomeromycota; Glomeromycetes; Diversisporales; Acaulosporaceae. The record is from the annotation of a GenBank genome assembly.